Molecule: messenger RNA, 6444 nt
Organism: Colletotrichum godetiae
Lineage: Eukaryota; Fungi; Ascomycota; Sordariomycetes; Glomerellales; Glomerellaceae
Product: ankyrin repeat-containing domain protein
Exons: 2
Coding region: 1-6444 (2147 amino acids)
Cellular component (GO): nucleus; cytoplasm
Molecular function (GO): protein binding
Source: RefSeq, a predicted model, not a curated record
AUGGCUUCUCAAAGCGAAGAUGAUGCCGUGAUUAUCGACCGAGAUGAUAUCAGCAACUACAAUCCCGAACAGAUCCUGCCCGAAUCCUCCGAGGUCAUUCAGAAAAUCAGAGCCUGGCUGAAACCUACUUCGUAUAGCUUCGAAAGCAGUGAGUACCACAAGCACCUAUGUUCUCACGCCCCAGGUACCGGCGACUGGUUGACGGCUAGUCAAUCUUACAAGCACUGGCUGCAGAGCGAAUCCAUCGGUCUGCUAUGGAUCAAAGGAAUUCCGGGGUCUGGAAAAUCGGUAUUGGCUUCAAAAAUCAUCAAGGAACUUUCGGGCAACAAUCAAGGGAGCCCGGUGCUUUACUUCUUCUUUCGACAAAUAAUUGACGCGAACCACGAACCGGCCGCACUUCUCAGAGACUGGCUUGACCAAAUCUUGACGUACAGCCCGCCACUCCAAAAGCGGUUGAAAGGGUACGUCGUGAAAGAGGGAUACAGCGACAAAACUCGAUUGCUUGCUACCAUGUCGAUGCAAGACCUGUGGGACGAACUUCGACUGGCAAUUUCGGGACUGCCCGGUAUAGUCUACUGUGUCGCCGAUGCUCUCGACGAAAUGGAUCGUGACAACGACGUCUUUGUACAAGCAUUGGCCAAGCUUGGCAGCUGGAAUCCCUCAAAGGUGAAAGUCCUCAUCACGAGUCGUCCGGUUCCUGCCGUUGAGGGCCCUCUACGACAUGCCAAGUGCAACCAGAUUCGUCUUCAAGAGAACAUGGUAGACGCUGAUAUUUCGACAUUUGUGCGACAGGCGUUGAGUUCUUCGAGCAUCUCCGACCAUGAUCGACAGCUCAUCCAAGAGGCCAUACCAGGUCGGGCUAAUGGCCUCUUCCUCUAUGCAAAGCUGGCAAUGGACUCUUUCCUCGAGCCAGGGGCCGAUAUCAAGGCGGUUAUCACCCAUCUGCCAGCCGAUAUGAACCAAAUGUACACCGAUUUACUCCAUGAACACUCCUCCAGAUCAGGAGUCCUUGGCGCCGUUCAACGUCUGAUCCUGCAAUGGAUUACCCACGCAACCCGUCCUCUUAGACUCCUUGAGAUAGCUGAGAUGAUCAACGUCACCUACAACGGUGCCGAUCAGGACUUGAAGGGCGCCAAAGACCUCGUUAGGGCUGCAUGUGGUCCUCUCUUGGAAAUCUUGCCGGACGAGACCGUGUGUGUUAUUCAUCAUUCUUUCACAGAAUACCUCAAGGGCACGACCAGAUCAUCUGAUGAUGAAGGUUACCCGGUCCUUCAGGAUGGGGAGACAAAUGCUAGCCUCGGAUCGGCUUGCCUGGCUUAUUUGCUCUCCGGAGUCUUUGACGAAGCCACAGAAGCAAGAGACACCCCAAUCGUCAAACUGAAGCUGAAGUACCCCUUCUUAGCUUAUGCACUGGAUAAUUGGCAUGUCCAUGUCGCUAGAUCGACAGCUGCAGGCCACGACCAGACCAACGUUAACAUGACGCUUGAUAAGCUGAUGCGUGAUCCAGAUUCAAAGUAUACCUGGGUCAAACUUCAGUGGUUCACCAUGGACUAUGCCGACUCUGGCAUAACGCUUCUCCAUAUCGCUGCAAUGCAUGGGCUCACUGCAUACGCAAAACAUCUUCUUUCGUCUCCCGAAACUAAUGUAGAUGCGGUGGAUGCCCGCGGCAAGACUCCCCUUUGGUGGGCUGCUUCAAAUGGGAUGACCAACGUUGUUCAGGUCCUCAUAGACGCUGGUGCGAAUCCGGAUCAGGACGAGACUACGAGUGGUCGCAAGCCCUUGCAUGAGGCUGCCUUGAAGAACCAUUCAGAGGUUAUCAACGUCCUUUUGAGCGCUGGAGUGGACCCCUUGACGAAGAAGACUAUGGAAAAUGCGGGACGUCGGUGCGGAAACGCACCACGUUCGAAGGGACAUACGCCUCUGAUGUAUGCUUGCAAACAUGGGCACAUCGAGGCCCUGGAGGCAUUUCUGCCUUUCCUCAAGGAUGAAGAAUCAAUUCACCAGGCUCUUGCAUGGUCUGCUGGAGCAGGCCGACAUGAUUUGGUACAGCGGAUCCUCCAACAACCUGGGGUUGAUAUCAACCAUAAGAUUUGCGGCGGGACACCUCUCUUUAUGGCAAGCCGGAGCACUCACAUCAAGACUAUGGAGCUUCUCCUAAACGAGGGGGCCGAUCCAACAAUGCGUUGCGAGUUUUAUGACGAGUUUGCUGGGAUGGGCGCCAGGAGGAUGUUGUUGCCUCACGAAGAAAACGAUCAACACCGAGUUGUUGGAAUUACACCUUUGUACGCCGCUCUCGAACAGUCAAACAGAGGCAGUGCCCCACAAGCUGAGCCUGAUAAGCUGAAGAGUCUGCUAGACUUGUUCAUCGAAAAGGGAGCCGACAUUCACGAUAGGUCUCCUUCCGGUAAUUCUCUGCUACACGUAACCAGCGGCAAUCCCGUGUGGCUAAGAAUUCUGCUCGAUGCAGGUGUCGAUGCCAAUGUCGCUAAUAACGAUGGCUGCACUGCCCUCCAUGGGACUAUGUUGGUCGAUUCUCUGUCUCUACUUGUAGAAGUUGGUCAGGCCGAAAUCAACAGGAGGGCAACUUCAAAUGGGAAAACACCGCUUCUCCUCUCCCUUGGUCGCUACGACACCAGCGUGACCCUCAAGCUCAUUGAGUACGGCGCCGAUUGCACCAUCGUUGAUAAUGACGGCAAUGGGCCUUUACACAUUUCCUUGCAAUCCUACAGCUCACAACCUCAGAUCAUAGAAGCGCUCUUACAAGCUGGCGCAGACCUAAAUGUGAGAAACAAAUCCGGACAAACGCCCCUGGACGAUAUGUUCUCGCGGAACUCAGGGGUUUUCGAUUUGAUGAACGUCAUGAUCCAAGCAGGUGUAGAUAUCAAUGCAAGAGACAAAAAUGGCGCGACACUCCUCUUUCGGACCAUCUCAGGACAAGCUUCCAGAUCGAAGAAGGAGUUUCAUGAUACGAUCAUGAAGCUCCUGAAAGGUGGUGCCAUGUUAGAAGCUCGAGAUUUUAAAGGAAGGACCCUUCUACAUGAGGUUGUCAAGACAGAGGCAGGCUAUGCCUCUUUUGUCCGACCGGAGUUAGGUCCGUCCACCUUUGAUUUCCUUGUGAGUCUGGGUCUGGACGUUCAUGAAACCGACUAUCAGGGCAACACUUUACUCCACGAAUUAUGUUGGCGUUUCAACACCGAAUAUAGAACAAAGGAUAUGUUAGACAUGUUGAAAAUGUUCCUCGACUUGGGCCUUGACGUCAAUCGACCUAAUCAUCGUGGUCGAACACCGCUUCAUCGGCUUUGUACCAAGGCUGAGGGUAGUCGUGUGGACAAGGUUGAGACCUGCUUGGACCUGGUCAUUUCUCGUACAAAAGAUAUCAAUGUUCGCGACAAGGAAGGAAUAGCCCCCUUACAUCUAGCCGUAACUGUUUCAGAGUACCUUACUGAGAAGCUGCUUGGCGCAGGUGCGGACCCUACGAUCGAGACCUACGAAGGGUUGACGCCGCUUCACCUCGCCGCCAGAUGUCGGCAGGCUAAUAUCGUUGGCAUGCUUCUUGACGCUCUUCAUAGGCGGGAUUUGGGCCAGUCAUUUGGCGGUUCGGAAAACAGAGGAGUCUGGCUGAAGGAGCCAAAUACUAGCCCGAUCACUGGAGUCAACGCUACAGCCAACAAAACCAUCCGCGGGUGUGACUGCACACCACUGUGUUAUGCUACUCUCUCAGGGCGGCCAGAGGUUGUCUCGAUGUUGCUUGGAGCUGGAGCAAAUGCGAAGGGGGUGCAGUUACGGUCCGCAAUCACUGAAUUCGAAGAUGAGCUCGAGCUAUGGCGUAGGAGAUCACCCCAUGACAAUGAGAAUGGGGCAUGUGGAGGUCUUACGAUGGAAGACGGCUCACGCCCGUACCUGAGUAGUCGGCGUAAUGGCAGAGACACACUCGAUCCACUCGAAGACACGGCAAGACUGGAAGAGAUCAUAGAGAUGAUCCUUGAACGUGGUGCUGAUCUGACUAAGCAAAAUCUCUGGGGCACAAACGACACACAAUUCGGUUCCCUGACUGACACGACAUCUGACUGCCGAGAGUAUGCGUUGAAGUGCUUAUCAGAUGCUAUCAAGACGCGGCCAUUGAAGAACCCCAAGGUAGCAACACAGAGUGCACAGAGAUUGUCUACAUUUGACGAGAAGCUCCUCCCUCACCGACGUGACGCCAUAUACAAGGCACUCUGUGAGCCUGGCGUUGUUGUACCAGGAAAACCAAACGAGACUUUGUUCAUCACGCGACUUAGACGUCGCGAGUACGAUGUGAUGGAGGAGUUGUUCAAUCUGGGCAUGGACUUCCUGGCUCCUCAUCAGAAUGGGCUUACUAACUUGGGUGCCCUCGUCAGGGGAGGGUUCACUUCUCUAGUCAAUCGCAUUGGCUUUCUCGUGGCUCAAGCACAGGUAGAAAAGGGCAUUUGGGUUGCUUCGGGCGACGAGAAACUGCCUGUAUUCGGCCAUAACAAAACAUGGACUCACGAUGUGUCAGACUACAUCAGCAACGAAUACCGCCAGCCAUUUUUGUUACAAGCAGUCCACCAAGAGGCUCCCAUUUUCGAUAUGGUCCAGCUUCUUGUAGAGAACUUUGGCGUUGACAUCGAUCAGCUGAGCGGAGAAUCCAAGAAGGCUGGCGAAAUUGGCAUGGCGAAAGAUAGUGCCCUGCACUCGCUUUCCAAAGGCUAUCACUGGUGGCACGUCGCUCAGGCUCUACCGUACCUGAUCAGCAAGGGCGCAGAUCUGGAGAUUAGAAACUUCAGAGGGCAGACGCCGCUCCAUAUGGCCCUGGGCACAGAAGAUGGCAUCGGACUGUUUCAUAAGGACGCCGCUCGCCAAUUGAUCUUGAGUGGAGCAGAUGUUAACGCUGUGGACAAGCCGGGUCGAAGCUGUCUUUCUUAUGCAGGUCACGAUGUCGAUCUGACCCGUUUCUUGGUCAAGCACGGCGCGAUAGUUCACGCCGAUGCGGUCUUUGGUGCUAUCAACAAGAUGCAGCCCGAAGUGCUCGAAGCUCUCUUGUCUGCCGGUGGUAAUGCCAACAUUCGGCUUGAGAAGAACGACAAAGUACCCUGGAAACCCCAGAAUCGUCAAUGGGACCUGAGUGGUCUCCCAGAUGCCGAGUGGUACCCCUUACAUCGCGCUGCGGCGAAAACUUGCAGAAACGCUUACGCACAUGACCAGAAGGAAAGGACAGAGGUUCACUCAAGCGCCCUCAGCUUGAUCGAGGUCCUCUUGUCUCAUGGAGCUGACCCGCUGGCUACGUUUGUGAGAUGCUCUGGGAAAGACUGCUACCACCAGAAAAUUUACUUUCGGCGGCAAGAGGAAAGCUUUUACGCAUCAAGUCGCUUUGGCGAGCUACCCGAUGGAUACGACACUACACAAGACCCAGACUACUCCGUUGAGCCGCAACUACAUGAGGAAUGUGUCGUCCUGCACCAGCUCAUAGGUGGCGGACACAUUGUGCAUCCCUUCUUGAAGCUGCCGGGGAUAGACGCCAAUCAUCGAGACGGCAGUGGUCGAACUCUUCUCCAUGCUGCUUGCUCCUCUAAACGGGGUCCCGAUGUACCCCUGAGCUUAUUGCCAGGAGAUCCAUGGGAUCCCAAGACAUCGAAGGAGGUAUCGCUCUUCCAUCAUCUCGUCUCUCUCGGCGCGGAUGUGGAAACACGAGACAACAAGAGGCAGAACGUACUUCAUCACAUGCUCAGACCUCCUUCGAAGCUAUUCGUUCAACCGCCAAUUAUCGAAAAAUCACUUGCGCAUGUGCUGGAGAAGCAUCCGUCGAUUAUCGACCAGAAGGACGAGAACGGAAAGACGCCGUUGUACCUGGCCGUCCACCGCGCUCUCUACGAGAAGAGUACGACCGCAGCCGAGGCACUUCUCAGAGCCGGAGCGGACCCCCUCAUUGCAGAUAACGAAGGCAACACUGUCCUACACGUUCUCUCUCGCAUGCUCUGGAUUUCCACCAUGAGGCCCCUAUUCGAUACGCUCAUCGAGCGCGGGUGUGAUGUCAACGCUCGCAAUUCGAAGGGGGAGACGCCGCUGUUCUGGUACUACGCGGGGUUCAGGGCCGACUAUCAUGACAUCUACACGCACAAUCGUGACCCGGAGACGUACGACGAAGAGGGAGGGAUCGCGGCGUUCGAAGAAGCGGGCGCGGAUUUCCGAGCGCUGGAUAAUGACGGACAAAGCUUGUUGCACAUUGCGGCGGAAGGUCACGUUCUUCGGUUCAAGACUUUGACGGCAAAGGGGCUGGAUCCCAUGUUGGAGGAUAAUAGUAGGAAGACUGCGGUCGACGUCGCGGCUGCGUGUGGUAACAAGGGGGUGUUGAAGCUUUUCAGGCGGGCUGAUGCUGUGGAUGAUUCGGAUGGCGACAACGACGAUGAGUCGCUUGAUCUGAAUGAUGUUUUCUGGGCUUGUUAG